GGGACAAAAGAUUUUGUAUGGCGCCAAUCUAGGAUAUGUCCUGUUAAUCGAGCUUGGUUAUGUGGUUCGUACACGUAGGAAAAAUUUCGCGGUUUUAGUUUUUUCGUUAAAUUAGGUAUUCUACACUUUAUUAAAGUUGAUCAAUUUCAUACGUAACAUCAUUAAAAGACUGUAUAUUGAAAAUGUCAAACCACAGUACAAAAUCCGACGACAAACGUUCUUUACAAUCAACUGAAAACUUUAAAGAAUACGACGUUGAAAAACUGAACUCCGUAGGACACAAUUCUGAAGGAGAAUAUGCCGAAACGUCUAAACUUUCCUUCCAGGACCUACUACGAAUCCACCACAAGCAAACCGUUUGGGGUUUCCAAUUCGGUAAAGAAGCCAGAGAGAGUAGUUUAGCUAGAGACAAAAAUAAAAAUAAAGAUGCCGAUUGGGAAAAAUGUGACGAAACGCAGACUGUUGUGGAUAGUGACACAGCUAGCACGAGUAGCUGUAAAAGUAUUACUGAAAAGGAUCACAAGACACCUCACAGUAGGAAGAGAACUGGUGUCCGAAGGACUGGAAAAAGGAAAAAUAGUUCAAAGGCCACGAAUGAUUUUGUUUCACCACAGAAAACCAGGAAGGCACCGUUACCUUUGAUGGAUUGGGCAGAUUCCAAGGAGGUAUGGUUAUAUAUGGUUUACAAAGAAGAAGCUUCGUUGAAUCUACGGAAUCCCCGACUUUUCGAAGACUUUUCGAACUUCAUGCCGCGCAUGCGCGCCAUAUUAUUAGACUGGGUGAUGGAAGUAUGCGAGGUUUAUCAUUUACGUAGAGUUACAUAUUACCUGUGCGUAGAUUACUUCGAUAGAUUUCUUUCCAUACGGCCGGACGUACCGAAAAAUCAAUUACAAUUAGUCGGCGUGACAUGUUUAUUUUUGGCGUCGAAAUUGGAGGAAGUCUACCCGCCGAGAUUAUCCGAAUUUUCUUACGUGUGCGACGGAGCUUGCAGUCCGGACGAAAUUCUGGCUUGCGAAUUAUUAAUUUUGAAUAGUUUAGGUUGGGAUUUGAACAUAAUGACGCCGAGCGACUGGUUGAAUCUUUAUAUGCAGAUACAUUUCCAAGUGGGAAAUGUAACCAGACAGAAGUUACACGUCGAUAUGAAUAGACAGUUCUUUUUCCCCCAAUAUUCCGGCUAUCAAUUUACCAGAGCUUCGCAAUUAUUGGAUAUGUUGAGUUUGGAUCCGGGAUUUUUGAAAUUUAGCUAUAGUACGAUAGCUGCAGCCGCUAUGUAUUUUAUGUACGGUAAAACUGUGGCGUUGAAUACUUCGGGUUUGUCGUGGACGCAGCUGCAACCUUGCGCCGAAUAUAUGGCGGUGUUUUAUCAUGUCAUAAGGGACAGUCCUGAUCCGAGGUUGCAAAGUUGUAAAGGAGAUAACGCAGUCGAUGAACCAGCAACUAAUUCCUUGGAUAGUAUCAGGCAUAAUGUAAAAAAUUUGGUGAAAGACGAAAACCAUUCGCUCCAAACGCACGUAGUAAACAUGGAAUACUUCGAAAAAUCGGCGAUAAUACGCCUUGAACAAAUGGGUUUAAAAGUAGAAAGGACUUAUGUGAAAAAGAAGAAAGAUAAAACGUCGAGUUCGAUUUGCGAAGAAAAUAGCAAAGAAAACGAAAUAGACGAUCCACAAAAUUAUUUAUGCAUGUACGAAUUGGAAAAAUUAAGUUGCGAAGCGGAACUUUUAAGCGACGAAGAAUUAUCUAUAACGCCGCCACAUACUUCGGACGCGAAUUUGAUUUUGCCCGAAGAGAACAAAGCAGUUUUAAGUUUCGAUGAAAUUUUGGAAGGUAUCGUUAAAUGUAAUAAAAAAAAUAUACCUCUACAGGAAUUAGAUAGUAAUUUAGAGAAUAUUAGAGAGAGCGGUUCGGAUUAGACUUAUAUUUAAGUUUUAUUUUAAUUUGAGCUUUGGACGAAUUUGAGAGUUUCUAUAAUAUGAUGGUAAAAUUUUCCGCUGCAACCCCUCUUUUCACUUGGGAAACAAGGGGUUAUCGUGAUCAUUAUCAUCCACAUCGAUACGGAUUGGAGAAUAUUCGUCUUCUUCAAUUUGGCGUGACGUGGGUGCGAUCGCCCUCAGUAAAACAUUGAAAUAGGACUGAUCGAGAAAGUAACCUUCGAUUUUUGCAACAACCUCUAAUGAUUUGUGCCUCAUAUGCCCAGCAACACUUUUUCGGUUUCUAUAGAUUUCACAGUUUCAGAAAAAAAAUUAAGCCGCGGUUGUUCAUCCGUUCUCUAGAGCAAAAACCAAGUGAACCAGGAGGAGAAUCGUCCAUAAAAUGCUGUCCACGUUCCGAACUACUUAAUACCCUUACAAUUUUUUGAAACAACUGUAGUAAGACCACUUUUAUGCAUGUUCUGAAUUUUUAUCGGGCUAUAGUUCACUUGCUCUAGAGCUCUUUCCAACUGAUCAAAAUAUCUUAACAUUUUUUUCCCUAUUAAACGCUCGUGCUCUGCUAGAAGAGAUUUAUUCCUUCUAUAAUCACUAAAAACACUGAACACCAUCAAAUACCCUUACAGAUUUAAUUGUUGCUCACAGAGAACCCAAAUUCAGCGCCAUCUAGUGACAAAUCAAUAAGUACACUGUCUGGCUCUGGUACUUCAACCUUACUAUUUGCGAUGAUGUCAUAUUUAGGUAUUAAAAUUUAGUAAAACGACAAUUUUUUGUAAAAUUUAUCUUUAUAUCAAAAUUUAAGCUUAAAUUGUACUCUUAUAAGUUCAAAGCUCAAAUAAUACUGUAGUAAACUGUGUGAUUUGUAAUUUAAGAUCAUGUUAUAUGUCAUUUUUUUUUUAAUUUAUGGUGAACACUUUUAUACGUUUUAAUAAUUCAUUAAUUUGGUGUAUAUUUCGUUUUAUCGUCAUUUACACAAAAAAAAAAUAGGAAUUUUGGAUUGGUUUCGUUACCAAAUUAUUUUUAGAUGAAAUAGUUUAGUUGGUAAUUUUCUCUUUAUCGUUCUACUAUCAAAUCAUUUUAAACUCCAUCGCACAGAAUCCAAAAGACGUAACUUCAUAAAUAUGUCCAGUCGGUCAACUUAAACCACUUCUAUAAGUUAGUGGUUCGUAUCCGGUUCGAAGGACCAAACAAUUUAGUCUAAAACCACUUGUAUAAGUUAGUGGUUCAUACCAGGCUCGAAGGACCAACUAAUUUAGUCUACAACCACUUGUAUAAGUUAGUGGUUCAUACCCGGCUCGAAGGACCAAACAAUUUAGUUGUUAGUAUUAAUUUAGUGAUACUAAUCUAUUCAAUAAUAUUUCCAAAUCAUAUUAUAGGAUGAAUGAAGAUCAUUUUUGGUUUUAAGUUAAUAUUUUAGUGAUUUUGAUACUUUUACAAAUUAAUAACUGUUGGGGUACUUUUUCAAAUGAUGCGGAACGUAUUAUUCCGGUGAAAUGUAGUUUCAAAUUACUUUACGAAAGGAAAAAUUAUUUAUUUUAACAAAUUUAAUACUCGAUUUCAUUUGAGAAGUAGUAAAUAAUUGAAAAUUACUAAAAAAUAUUAUAUCGUAAUGCUUUUCGUAUUCAUGAACACUCUUUAUAUUCUUAAGGUGAAUACUGUCUCUUAUGUUCUCAAUUUAUUUAAACACUACACUUAACUAAUUAAUAUAAUUCACUUUCCACUAUCACUUAACUAAUUUAUUUAAAUUCUUUGAAUACUUGUCUAUUUCACUAUGAAUAUUUAUUAUAAACUAAACUAAACAAAAAACUAUAAGAAACAAUGUAAAUAAACCACCUGAUAUAAAAACAAAGAUCGAACGAAUUCCGAGUAUUUCAACAAAGACGGCGCCUUCGCCGAAUUCUUAGUUACCUGUGACGUGAAAUAUUUUUCUGAAAAUUAUUUCCUGUUCAAUUUAUUUGACAUAUUUGAAGUUACGUCUUAUGUACGUGAUCCGUUGUCGACUUUAUUUGUUUAAAAUGUUUUGUAACGAAAAGUUACGAGUGUGUUGUAAGGAACGAAAUGAUUGUAUUUACUAUUUUUCUUUUCAUAUUUUUAUAAAUACUUGUGAAUUUGAAGUUAUUAACCGUUAAAACCUAACAUGUUUUUAAUAAUCUUGAAUUUGUUUUCAUUAUAACCAAAAUUUUAUGUAGAAUAAUUAUUUUGUUUUGUCCUAUUUAGUAGAUGAUUAAGUUUUAGCGGGAAUGUUUUUUGUUUUGUCCUCACAAUACAUUUUCCUUUGUACAUUAGCGUUUUUUUCCUUUAAAUUGAGGAAAUAAAAACAAUUUGAUCUCAAAUUAUCUGAUUUGUGUAUAUUAAGAGUUGAAAAUUAAUUUUAGACACGCGGUUUUGAUUGGAAAAGCAAAUUAUGUACAGUAAAAGCAUAUUUUUAACCCUCUAAUAUUAAAAAAAAAGCCUGACGCCGUUUUUUUCCGAAUAUGACAUUUUAACUUAUUUUAAAAUAAUACAGCUUCCAAUUAUUUUCUAUUUAUUGUUUACGAUGCUUUUUUUGGACAUAAGGUAUAAUAUUUAAUUAGAAAAAAACAUAUUUGGUUGAAAAAACAGUUUCAAAGAUGCAGGAUUUUGUACAUUACAAAACACAGAAAUUUAUAAUGUUUUCGAUGUAAAUAUUGACCUGGAUUAUUUGUGAAUAAAGAAAUCUAUUUUUAUUUCUC
Molecule: messenger RNA, 4636 nt
Organism: Diorhabda carinulata
Lineage: Eukaryota; Metazoa; Arthropoda; Insecta; Coleoptera; Chrysomelidae
Product: G1/S-specific cyclin-E1
Exons: 4
Coding region: 183-1910 (575 amino acids)
Biological process (GO): regulation of cyclin-dependent protein serine/threonine kinase activity; G1/S transition of mitotic cell cycle
Cellular component (GO): cyclin E1-CDK2 complex; cytoplasm; centrosome
Molecular function (GO): cyclin-dependent protein serine/threonine kinase regulator activity
Source: RefSeq, a predicted model, not a curated record